GAAAGGAAAAAAGUUGCAAAAUUUGCGUCAAUCGGUACGAGACAUUCAUGACCUAAAUUUGAGAUAUCAAAAUAUAAGUCUAGCUCGGAAAAUGGACUGCAACACCGAUAUAUUGCAUAUUUCAAGAGAGAAAAUUAUAGGAAGUUAUACAUUUGAGAUUUCGAGUAGUAGUUCAGAAGAAGAAGAAGAAGAAGAGAUAGAUAAAAUGGAGAGUGGGAACUUAACGAGAAGCAUAAGUAGGAGCUUAAGCAGGACAAGUUGGAGGAUGGAGGAUGUGUUUGCGAGUGGAAGAUAUUCUCGAAGGACUUCAAAUGUUGAUGAGGAUGAAGAGGCUCUCAAGUGGGCAGCCAUAGAGAAAUUACCCACCUAUGACAGGCUAAGAACAAGUAUCCUCCAAACAUAUGCUGAGGGUGAUCAUGCUCAUCACAGGGAAGUAGAUGUCAGAAAGUUAGAUGUCAAUCAAAGGCAAGAGUUUAUUGACAGAAUCUUCAAGGUUGCUGAAGAAGACAAUGAAAAGUACUUGAGAAAGUUCAGAAACCGACUUGAAAAGGUUGGUAUCCGACUCCCAACAGUAGAAGUGAGGUAUCAAAAUUUAAGUGUUGAGGCUGAUUCGUAUAUUGGCAGCAGAGCUCUGCCGACCCUGCCGAAUGUUUCAUUAAACAUUGCUGAAUCAGCUCUUGGCUUAUGUGGGAUUAGUACCACAAAGACAAGAAAGCUCACCAUUCUUAAAGAUGUCUCAGGCAUUAUUAAACCUUCAAGGAUGGCCCUUUUGCUUGGUCCCCCCUCUUCCGGGAAAACGACCCUUUUGCUGGCAUUGGCUGGAAAAUUGGGCAAUGAUUUGAGGGUUAGUGGAGAAAUCUCUUACAACGGGUGCGAGCUUCACGAGUUUGUUCCUAGAAAAACUUCAGCCUACAUUAGCCAAAAUGACGUGCAUAUUGGAGAAAUGACCGUAAAAGAAACCCUCGAUUUCUCUGCUAGAUGUCAAGGAGUUGGGACACGAUAUGACCUAUUAGCCGAGCUUGCUCGAAGGGAAAAGGAAGCUGGCAUAUUUCCAGAGGCAGAACUUGACCUUUUCAUGAAGGCCACUGCAAUGGAAGGAACCGAAAGUAGUCUCAUCACUGACUAUACUCUCAAAAUAUUGGGACUUGAUAUUUGCAAAGAUACCAUUGUGGGUGAUGAAAUGCAGAGAGGUGUGUCUGGUGGACAAAAGAAGCGUGUAACCACAGGGGAAAUGAUUGUUGGGCCGACGAAAACAUUGUUUAUGGAUGAAAUAUCAACGGGUCUUGAUAGCUCGACAACAUAUCAAAUAGUGAAAUGCUUCCAACAAGUAGUGCAUCUGACGGAAGCAACCAUAUUGAUGUCCCUACUCCAACCUGCUCCAGAGACCUUCGAUCUCUUUGAUGACAUCAUCUUAAUAUCGGAGGGCCAGAUUGUUUAUCAGGGCCCACGUGAAAACAUCGUUGAGUUCUUUGAAUCUUGUGGAUUUAAAUGUCCCGAAAGAAAAGGCAUCGCAGAUUUCUUACAGGAGGUCACUUCAAGGAAAGACCAAGAACAAUAUUGGGCAAAUAGAAGCGUACCAUACCGUUACAUUGCAGUGAGCGAGUUUGUAAGCAGAUUCAAGCAAUUCCAUGUUGGAAUGCAGCUUGAGAAUGAACUUGCUGUGCCAUUUGACAAAUCAACGGGGCAUAGAGCAGCUCUGGUGUUCAAUAAAUAUACAGUUCCCAUAAAAAAACUUUUUAAAGCAUGUUGGGACAGGGAAUGGCUACUGAUCAAGAGGAACUCUUUUGUCUAUAUAUUCAAGACAGUUCAAAUAUGUAUUAUGGCUAUCAUAUCUGCAACUGUAUUCUUUAGGACCAAAAUGCAUCGAAGGGAUGAGGGUGAUGCUGCAGUUUACAUUGGUGCAAUUUUGUAUACCAUGAUCAUUAACAUGUUCAAUGGUUUUGCUGAGCUACCACUCACAAUUGCAAGACUCCCUGUAUUCUACAAGCACAGAGACCACCUUUUCCAUCCUCCUUGGACUUACACCGUCCCUAAUUUCCUCCUAAGGAUACCCAUUUCUAUGUUUGAGGCUAUUGUUUGGACACUUCUCACAUACUACCCAAUAGGAUUAGCUCCUGAAGCUAGCAGGUUCUUCAAGCACUUGCUGUUAGUUUUUCUUGUCCAACAAAUGGCGGCUGGAAUGUUUAGGCUGAUAUCUGGAGUUUGUAGGACAAUGAUUGUUGCUAACACUGGUGGAGCUGUCAUGCUCCUUAUUGUUUUUUUACUUGGAGGUUUCAUCAUGCCUAAACGUGACAUUCCAAAUUGGUGGAUAUGGGGCUAUUGGGUUUCACCAUUAACAUAUGCAUUCAAUGCUUUUUCUGUAAAUGAAAUGUUUGCUCCAAGGUGGGCCAAACCGUCUACAGAUCCUACAACCUCGAUUGGUAUAGCUACAUUAAAUAACUUUGAUGUUUAUGCUCAAAAACGAUGGUACUGGAUAGGUGCAGCAGUACUUUUGGGUUUCGUCGUUUUGUACAAUGUUCUCUUCACCUUUGCACUUAUGUUCCUCAAUCCUAUUGGGAAAAAACAAGCAAUUAUAUCUGAAGAAGAAGCAAGUGAAAAGGAAGAGCCUAACAGAGAGAUAGCCCUUCAAUCAAUAUCUUCUACCGAUGGAAGAAACAUUGCAGCAAUGAAACAAAUGAAUAGCCAAGGUGAUUCUAGUAGAUUAAGAAGCAUUGAUUCAACACAUGAAUUGGCCACUGGAGUUGCCCCCAAGAGAGGAAUGGUUUUACCUUUUCAACCACUUGCAAUGUCUUUUGAUAGUGUUAAUUAUUAUGUGGACAUGCCUGCUGAAAUGAGAGAACAAGGAGUGACAGAGGAUAGGCUACAAUUACUUAAGGAAGUAACUGGUGCCUUCAGGCCGGGAGUUUUAACUGCUUUAAUGGGAGUUAGUGGAGCUGGAAAGACAACUUUGAUGGAUGUUUUAGCAGGGAGAAAGACAGGUGGAUACAUUGAAGGAGAUGUCAGAAUAUCUGGUUUCCCCAAGAACCAAGAGACAUUUGCAAGAAUUUCUGGCUACUGUGAGCAAACUGAUAUCCAUUCACCCCAAGUUACUGUUCAUGAAUCUUUGAUCUAUUCUGCUUUCCUUCGGUUACCUAGAGAAGUCAAUAAUGAGGAAAAAAUGAAAUUUGUUGAAGAAGUGAUGGAUUUGGUCGAGCUAAAUAGUCUGAGGGAUGCUAUAGUUGGGCUUCCAGGUGUCACGGGGUUAUCAACUGAACAGAGAAAGAGGCUAACAAUUGCUGUUGAACUCGUUGCUAAUCCUUCAAUCAUUUUCAUGGAUGAGCCCACUUCAGGUCUCGAUGCAAGAGCAGCAGCCAUUGUAAUGAGGACUGUGAGAAACACUGUUGACACUGGAAGAACAGUUGUAUGCACAAUUCACCAACCUAGCAUUGAUAUUUUUGAAGCCUUUGACGAGUUGUUAUUGAUGAAGAGAGGAGGGCAAGUGAUCUACUCAGGACCAUUAGGAAGGAACUCACACAAGAUUGUAGAAUAUUUUGAGGCAAUCCCAGGGGUCCCAAAAAUUAAGGAUAAGUACAAUCCAGCUACAUGGAUGUUAGAGGUAAGCUCUAUAGCAGCUGAAGUUCGACUUGCAAUGGACUUUGCCGAGUACUACAAAUCAUCAUCUUUGUAUCAGCGAAACAAAGCUCUUAUAAAGGAGUUAAUUAUACCUCCUUCAGGAGCAAAAGAUUUGUAUUUCCCAACUCAGUAUUCUCAAUCUACUUGGGAACAAUUCAAAUCUUGUUUAUGGAAGCAAUGGAUAAGUUAUUGGAGGAGUCCAGAUUAUAACCUUGUCAGAAUUUUCUUCACCCUGGCUGCAGCUCUCAUGGUGGGGACAGUGUUUUGGAGGGUUGGCAAAAAAAGGGAUAACUCAACCGAUCUGAGUACCAUUAUAGGAGCAUUGUAUGGUUCGGUUUUCUUUGUUGGUGUUAACAAUUGUCAAACUGUUCAACCAGUGGUAGCUGUUGAAAGAACAGUGUUCUACAGAGAAAGAGCUGCUGGAAUGUAUUCUGCUUUGCCUUAUGCCAUUGGACAGGUUAUAUGUGAAAUACCAUAUAUAUUUCUUCAAACUAUAUGUUUCGCAUUCAUAGUGUAUGCUAUGGUGAGCUUUGAAUGGACAGUGGCCAAGUUCUUUUGGUUUUUCUUUAUUAGUUUCUUCUCCUUCAUGUACUUCACAUAUUAUGGGAUGAUGACUGUUUCCAUUACACCAAACCACCAAGUGGCAUCAAUCAUGGGAGCAGCAUUCUAUGGACUCUUCAAUCUCUUUUCUGGUUUCUUUAUCGCAAGACCAAAAAUCCCUAAAUGGUGGGUUUGGUAUUAUUGGAUUUGCCCAUUAGCAUGGACAGUAUAUGGGUUAAUUGUCUCACAGUAUAGAGAUAUUGAGGACUACAUUAGUGUGCCUGGUAAGCAAAAUCAAACAAUCAAGUUCUAUAUUGAGGACAAUUAUGGGUUCAAACCAGACUUUAUGGGGCCAGUUGCUGCUGUUUUGGUCGCUUUUCCAGUCUUCUUUGCCUUUAUAUUUGCCUUCGCCAUCAAAACACUUAACUUCCAAACCAGAUAAAAUAAAUGGUGAAAAAGGAAGUUAUGUUCUUGCAAAUUUUACUGGUGAAUGUACCUCAUGUAUGCUUAAAGAUAGCAAAAUGUAUACUUAUUCUAGAAACCAUGAUAAGAUUUUGGGGUUGUUUAGUAAAUAUCAAUUAUGUUGAUUGUGUAUUUUUUAUAUGAGUGUUUUCAUCAUUUACGUAAAAGAAGUUAGUUCUUUUAUGUGGUCAACUUUUUUGUUACAAACAUUAUCAUUAUUUGCAACAAUAUUUAAUGUGACUAAUAGUCCUGUAUUAAAAAAAAAAUUCUUA
Messenger RNA from Cajanus cajan (pigeon pea), 4886 nucleotides. RefSeq names its product pleiotropic drug resistance 1 (gene ABCG29). Gene Ontology annotation, cellular component: membrane. Lineage: Eukaryota; Viridiplantae; Streptophyta; Magnoliopsida; Fabales; Fabaceae. The record is from RefSeq and is a predicted model, not a curated record. Gene Ontology annotation, molecular function: ATP hydrolysis activity; ATP binding; ABC-type transporter activity.